AUGAACGAUGGACGCUUUCUAUUUGUUGACCCGCAUGUUGUGCCCUUCGGCGGCCAAGCAGGAGCACCCGUCGGUCAACAAGAUGCAGUAGAUCGCCGCGCAGAGAGCCCAUUCUCAACUUAUGAGGCUGCGAUUCCCGAUAUCAUCUCUGAAGCGAACGUGUACGCCCCGUUUGCAUCGGCGAUGGAGUGGCGAAUUGCUCAAUGGGCGAAGAAGCGCGGGCCCAGUGCUAGUGCCUUCAACGAACUGCUUGGCAUAGAUGGUGUGCUCAAUGCCCUGGGGCUCUCGUUCAAGAAUACCAAGGAGUUGAAUAAGAUCAUCGAUGGGUCCCUCCCCGGCCGACCUGCCUUCGUGCGACAAGUCCUCGAGGUUGACGGCGAGAGGUACGACCUCUGGCUACGCGAUAUCAUGCAGUGCAUCCGCGUGCUUUUUGGCUCGCCGGAUUGGGCCGCAGAUCUGCUCGUGGCGCCCGAGCAGCACUAUUUGGACGAUUCCAGGACGACGCGAAUCUACAGUGAUAUGAACACUGGCGAGUGGUGGUGGCGUUUGCAGCAUAAACUCGAGGCGAAGCGGCUGGGUGCAACUGUUGUCCCAUUGAUAAUCUCAUCUGACAAGACGCAACUGACGAUGUUUCGCAAUCGGUCAUGUUACCCUCUAUACCUCACCAUCGGCAACAUCCCCAAGACUAUACGUCGCAGACCCACUCGACAAGGUCAACUAUUGAUUGGUUACCUCCCUGUGACUCGACUAUCCCAUAUCAAGCAAGAUGAAACUCGCCGCCGCGCUAUCUCCAACCUAUUCCAUGCCUGUCUGAGGGCGGCACUGGCCCCGGCUCGCAAGCCCGGCCGUCGUGGUGUCAACAUGCCGGCAGGUGAUGGUAGAGUCCGGCGCUGUCAUCCAGUGCUCGCGGCGUACGUCGGGGACUACCCCGAGAUUGUGUGCGUCGCUGGUGUCAAGAACGGCGAAUGUCCGGCAGGCGUUGUCGACCCACUUUCUCUGGGGGAACCAGUGCCGUGCACGCAGCGCAACCUCAACGACAUACUGGAUGCUCUCAGUACCCUCGAACGUACUGGUGAUCCCGUCGCUCACGUCCAGGCAUGCCAGGACGCGGGCAUCAAGCCGCUUACCGACCCAUUCUGGAAGGACUUGCCUUAUGUGAACAUCUACGCCUCAUUCCCCCCCGACAUCCUGCAUCAGCUCUACCAAGGGAUGGUGAAGCACGUCAUUGCUUGGACAAAGCAAGCUUACGGUGCGCGCGUGAUCGAUGCUCGCUUCCAAUGCCUGCCCCCGAACCAUAGCCUCCGCCACUUCUCAAAGGGUAUCUCCCACCUCUCCCGUGUUUCUGGGACAGAACACCAAGACAUAUGCCGGGUUCUACUUGGCACAAUUGUCGACCUCCGUUUGCCAGGUGGUCAGAGUUCCGUGCGACUGGUGCGAGCCGUCCGCGCCCUACUGGACUUCGUGUAUCUGGCCCAGCUCCCAGCACAUACAGCGUUGACGCUCUCACAGCUCGAAGACUCCUUGGCGCGCUUUCACGCGAACAAAGCUGUCUUCGUCGAUCUCGGUAUCCGCGACCAUUUCAAUUUUCCCAAACUGCACUCGCUUCAACACUACGUCUCAGGCAUCAAGAUGUUCGGCACGGCGGAUGGCACCAAUACCGCUCAGUCGGAGCACCUCCAUAUAACGCUUGCGAAGGAUCCUUGGCGCAAAUCCAACAGGAAAGAUGAGUACCCCCAGAUGACAACGUCGGUCGUACGACUCGAGCAGAUCCACGCCCAUGCACUCUAUAUUGACUGGAGGCUCGCUGGACGACCUGACGCCCCGAUUGCGCCCGCCGCCAUUCCACACAAGUUCCGCCAGCACGUCACCCGCUAUCCAAUGCACAAGUCCCUGUCUUUCCCCGUCGUCGAGUCUCGCUAUGGCGCCGCCAACUUCCAACAGGUGCUCAAAGAAUACAUUGUGCGUUUCAAGCAUCCCGAAAUAUCAGGCCGCCAGCUCGCAAACAUCGUCUCUGUAUAUAAUCUACCAUUUCGCUCCGUCUCCGUGUGGCACAAGGUGAAGUUUUGGAACCAAGAUGCGCAAAAGCGCAGGGAAGCCCCGGAGACCUUGGAUGUCAUUCACGCUCGCCCGGCGUAUCGGGAUACGCAAGGGCGGCUGGCUGCGGGGCGAUUUGACACUGCGCUGGUCAACGAGCAUGGCGAUGGUGAAUCUAUAGGUGUAUCUGGGUACCGUGUUGCCCAAGUCCGCGUUAUCUUUUCGCUCUCCAAGAAGGCCCGCGAGAUCGUGUUCAAGAACGACGCGAAUGCCCCCUCGCACUUUGUGUAUCUGGAGUGGUUCAGCAAGUUCAAGUCGCGCCCAGAGGCAAAUCACCAGUUCUACUCGGUGAAGCGAUCGUGUACAGCAGACGGGCAGCGCCUCGCCGCCAUCGUCCCGUUGGACAGUCUGCACCGCAGUGCACAUCUCCUCCCUAAAUUCGGCCCCACGAAACCACCUGAGUGGACCAGCGAUAAUGUCCUCGACCUCUGCGACUCAUUUCUAGUUAAUUCCUUCACGGAUAGACAUACGUAUAUUACCGUUGUGUAG
Messenger RNA from Rhodofomes roseus, 2583 nucleotides. RefSeq lists its product as uncharacterized. The record is from RefSeq and is a predicted model, not a curated record. The transcript has 4 exons. Bases 1 to 2583 code for a protein of 860 amino acids. NCBI's taxonomy places the organism in Eukaryota, Fungi, Basidiomycota, Agaricomycetes, Polyporales, Fomitopsidaceae.